GUGUGCCAUGGCACACAGGUAGAGGUCAGAUGACAAUCUGUGGGAGUCAGUUUUCUCUUUCUACCAUGUGGGUUACAGAGAUGGAACCUGGGCCAUCAGGCUUGGCAGCAAGCAUCUUUAAACACUGAGCCAUCUUAUCAUCGUGUGUGUGUGUGUGUGUGUGUGUGUGUGUGUGUGUAUAAGUAUUAUUUUAUUUUUUUGAGACAGGGUCUCAUGUAUCGCUUUGAACCCACUAGGUAGCCAAGGAUGACCUCCCAAGUGCCAGGUUUACAGGUGUAUGCCACCACACCUGGCCACUUUUUUAUUUUCUUUAGAGACACAAUCUCUUUCUGUACCUCGGUCUGGCCUCACACCUGUAACAAUUGUCCUGCCUCAGCCUCCCAUGAGCUAGGACGAUGGGUGUGAGCCACCGGCCCCAUUUGGGGCCUCUUGGGGCUCUGGUUCAGGAGCAGAUGGACAGAAUGUGUUUUGUACACCUGAGCUUAAGUCCUGGCCACAGCACCAGGAGCAGAGACGGCAGAACAAGGAGGGCUGAGGGUGGCUGAGGGUGUCGUUCAUGUCUCCCUGGAGCGGUUCCUCAGACGCAGCCGCUGGUGUCUGUUCUAGGACAGAUGCCCCGGUCAUUGUGUGGAACUAUGAUAUUUUUCACUCUGAUACAACUAAAAAAUAUCUCCAGAGACUGCCCAGAGCCCCCUGGAUGCAAAAGACACCCCACCUUGGGAAUGGCUGUACUGUCAAGGUGUGGGAAGGAGGUGUAUGUGAAAGGGUUGGAAAAGGUGGUAAGGGUCUGGGCUAGGAAUAUGGCUGAGCUGGGACAGUGCUUUCCCGGCAUACACGAGGUCCUGAGUUUACUCUGACUAUGGUGAUUGAGAGUUGUGCUGGGUAUAAUAGUCUGGGUUGGCAUCCGUGGUCUCUUAGUGUCUGCAUAACAGUUGUCCAGGACCUUCCGGCUUUCUAGUCUCUAUUGAGAAGUCUGAAGGUCCUGAGUUUGAUCCUCAGUACCAUGUAAAGUAGGCAUGGUUGGCACUCGCCUAUGACCCCAGCAUUCUGAAGGUGGAGGCAGGAGAAUCAGGAGGUGAAGGAUAUCGUCAGCUACUUUGUGAGUUGGAGGCCAGCCUGGGCUACGUGAGACCCUGACUCAGAUUUAAUCUAAAACAUGAAAUCUAGACCCUCCAGGUAUAUUCAAACUGCUCAGCCCACUCACCUGUUCCCAUUUCAACUCUCUCCAUCAACUCUGUGUUCCCUAAAGACUCUGAGUUCCCAAGAUAGCAUUUUCCAAGUUACCCUCUUCCUUGAUGACUCUUAGCAAAUGCCAUCCUCCAGGCCUGUCCUCACUACAGCACGGGACAAAGGAAGCCCAUACACUUGUGUGUCUUGGCACACAUGAGACGACCCCCCACACACACACACAGGGGAUACAUGGCAUGGGACUAGGACCCCAUCACUCUGGCAAUAGGUGCUGGUAAAGAGAGACACAAAGUGACUGUAUCCACACAAGGGCUUUGUGACAUCCAUGUCAUCCCGGCUUGCCUAUCUCAUGUCCUUGACCCAUGGUCAUGCCUAUUGUGAGUGAUGGGGGGAGAACCAAUGACAACACGCAGCUUGUUCUGCCUAGGGGGGUUCCUGGGCAAGCCGACUGUGCCAUAGUCACACUGUGUUUAUCGGUAUUCUUGGCCCAGCCAAUGGGACAAGAGAACUUUCUUGGUUGGGGAGGCCAGAGAAAGAAGCAGUCGGGUCGCAUGCCUGUGCAUGUGUUCGUGUGUGUGUGUGUGUGUGUGUGUGUGUGUGUGUGUGUGUGUGUGUGUACCCUUGUGGAUGUAUAGGCCUCUGCAUACCACCAGAGACAAGCCAGAGGCUCAGAGUGGAGCUGGAAGAGGUUUUAGAUAUAAGACCUCCUAGGUCUUAUAUCUAGGUCAUAGUAGUGAUGGUGGUAUUGAUGGUGAUAAUUAUGGUGGUGUUGAUGAUGAUGGUGGUGGUGAUGAUGGUGGUGGUGGUGAUAAUGAUGGGGAUGAUGAUGGUGGUGGUGGUGAUGAUGAGGGUGGUGGUGAUAAAUUGGGUGGCGAUGUUGUUGGUGGCGGUGAUGGUGGUGGUGGUGAUGAUGAUGGUGGUGAUGAUGGGGGUGUUGAUGGUAGUGUUGAUGAUGAUGGUGGUGGUAGUGGUGGUGGUAGUGAUGGUGAUAACGGUGGUGGUGAUGUCAGUAGUGAUUGCAGUGAUGGCGAUGAUGAAGGCUACUAACACACACAGGCUGCCUGUUCAGUUUCAAGUCUGUCACUUAACCCACACCCCCAUCUCCAAAGCCUGGCACGGAGGUGCUGGCAUCAUCCCUGUUUGCAAGUGAGCAAACAGAGUCUGUGGGAGGGCAAGGUUCUUGCUCAGAACUGCUGAUCUAGUAACAGUGGAGCCAGGACUUGAACCCAGUCCCCUGGGUCUUACCCAUCUGCCCGUUUAUAUGAAGAGUCCCUAGAGGAUGGCAGUAAGCAGCUCUGUCAAUCACAGGGUUGGGAGUCCUGCCCAAGUCCCGCCUCUUGCUAUGUCUGUGACCUGAGCCUCAUUUCCACUCUACAUAAACCUCUUUUACGGCUUGACACUAAUUUGGGGUUCGGUGGCUGAGUCCCAUUCUCCCCUCCCCCCUUCUUUCUAUUUUGAGACAAGAGCUCACUCUAGUCCAGGCUGGCCUCGGACUCAGUUCUCCUGCCUCCGUCUCUGCUGUUCAGGGGUCGCAAGUGUGAGCCACCAUGUGGCUGAGCUGUGGCUGUUUCUUGGCCACAUACUACGUGUCCAGCAACUGCCCAGCUUUUCUGUAGUUGUGGGAUGAACCCCCAGGGCCCCUGGCAAGGGCUCUUUAGUGCUACCCCCAUCCCCACGCCCAGGUCCUACAUGCCCUCGGGAGAUAAGUGUCUUACUUGCAAGUGAAGAAACCAGGAGGAAAGGGGAGGUGACAGAGUCAGAGGCCAGGAUGGAGACCAGGCCUGAAUGCCCUCCCCUGCCACUGCCCCAGCCUGGACCAGGGGGCGUGGCUUUUGGGGGCGUGGCCUGCCUGGGCCCUUAUUGGCUGCCCAGAGGUUCCUCCAGAGAAUAAAGCCCUGGAGCAGAGCGUCCUGCCAACCUUCUACUUUCCCAGGACACAGACACAAUCUACCCCUCGCUCGCUCUGACCAGCUCCUUCUGUGCCAGCCAUGGCAGCCCAGGAGCCCCUCCACGUGAAGACUCCGCUGCGUGACAGCAUGGCCCUGUCCAAAGUGGCUGGAACCAGUGUGUACCUAAAGAUGGACAGCUCCCAGCCCUCGGGUUCCUUCAAGAUCCGAGGCAUUGGGCACCUCUGCAAGACGAGGGCAGAACAAGGCUGUAAACAUUUUGUCUGUUCUUCAGCGGGCAAUGCGGGUAUGGCGACUGCCUACGCUGCCAGGAGGCUGGGCAUCCCAGCCACCAUCGUUGUACCCAACACCACACCUGCCCUCACCAUCGAGCGGCUCAAGGACGAAGGCGCCACCGUUGAAGUGGUGGGAGAGAUGUUGGAUGAGGCCAUCCAACUGGCCAAGGCUCUAGAAAAGAACAACCCAGGCUGGGUGUACAUCUCCCCCUUCGAUGACCCCCUUAUCUGGGAAGGCCACACUUCCAUCGUGAAGGAACUGAAGGAGACGCUGAGUGCCAAGCCUGGGGCCAUUGUGCUAUCAGUGGGUGGCGGAGGCCUGCUGUGUGGAGUGGUCCAGGGACUUCAAGAGGUGGGCUGGGAGGAUGUGCCCAUCAUUGCCAUGGAGACCUUCGGCGCCCACAGCUUCCAUGCAGCCACCAAGGAAGGAAAGCUGGUCACCCUGCCCAAGAUAACCAGUGUUGCCAAGGCCUUGGGUGUGAACACUGUGGCGGCACAGGCCCUGAAGCUGUUUUACGAACACCCCAUUUUCUCUGAGGUCAUCUCAGACCAGGAGGCUGUGGCCGCCAUCGAGAAGUUCGUGGAUGACGAGAAGAUCCUGGUGGAGCCUGCGUGUGGAGCGGCACUGGCCGCACUGUACAGUGGUGUGGUGUGCAGGCUGCAGGACGAGGGCCGGCUGCCAGCCCCACUGGCCUCGCUGGUCGUCAUCGUGUGUGGUGGCAGCAACAUCAGCCUGGCCCAGCUGCAGGCACUCAAGGUGCAGCUGGGCCUGAACGGGCUGCCCAAGUGACAUCCUGGCCUCCCCCCCAGUAAUGUGGGCAGGGGAUGCACCUGACAGUGGUCCCACCCUCCUUUACCCAUGUUUAUAACAUGCACUUUUUCAUUGUAAAUAAGUAAAUAUAUAUAUAUAUUUAUAAAGCAAAGACUUUUGAGUUUUGUUUGUUCUUGACAUGAGGUCUGUGUGCAGUCCAGGCCUCCUACUUUGGCUUCCAGCGUGCAUUGGUCACCCUGCCAUACCUGCCCUGGCUCCCAGAGGAGCAAUGCUCCCCACCCACAUGCUGGUGGCUUGGGUCUCCCACUGAACUAGUGUUAACAGUGGGGCCCACACAUUCAUCAACCUGGAGAGGGGACCACAGCUAUUCCGCAAAGAGAUCUGGGGUAGGGGCAAAGCAGCUGGGGGAUGCAUAGGCAAGGCCACCACAUUCUAACAUGAAGUCCUUACUGACAGGACAAGGAUAGCCGU
Molecule: messenger RNA, 4613 nt
Organism: Peromyscus californicus insignis
Lineage: Eukaryota; Metazoa; Chordata; Mammalia; Rodentia; Cricetidae
Gene: Sds
Product: serine dehydratase
Exons: 8
Coding region: 3177-4160 (327 amino acids)
Biological process (GO): L-threonine catabolic process; L-serine catabolic process
Molecular function (GO): threonine deaminase activity; L-serine ammonia-lyase activity; pyridoxal phosphate binding
Source: RefSeq, a predicted model, not a curated record